AUGGCGACUUAUAUUGCCUCAUUCCUCAUGAAUGCAAGGAAAUGGUUCCAGUACCAUCGCGUGUCUGGCGACAAAAAUCUGAUCCAACUCUCGUCUGCAGCAGAGAGUGGUUCUAAGGAUGUCGCCGCAGAUGAAUCAUUCGACCGCGCGCCGACCACUCGCAUGCUCGCUAUCGCCGGACUAAUUGCGUCCUGGAUUUUUGGCAUUAUCUGUGUGGUGUUUGGAUCUGGGAAAGUACUGAAGCCUACUAUUUCUGUGGCAUCGAAAAACCACGCCACAAACCACGGCGUCAGCUAUCACAAUUGGCCGCAAUUGAACAUUUCUUCCGUCACGGGCGAACUGCUGCCCUUGCUUGUUAACACGAUUGUGACUUUAUUGGUGGAGGGUAUGGGGCUGAUUCACCCGACGACUUUACGAUGGGCACUCUACGAUCGAUUGGCUUUCAGCUCGAAUUUGCGUAUAUUUACGGCAUCAGAUCAACACGAAUGCCUAGGCAAAGUUUCUAACAUCCUCCAUGCGGUCUUCAUCAUCAUGACAUACGCCGGUGCAUCUCUUAUGUUUGCUACACCGCCGGCUGAAAGCUUUUGCAAGAAUGUCUCUGGUUUAGGAGGGACUAAGGACCAAGGAUGUGGUGAUAUAGUGGUCCUUUCCACUCCCAGUCUGUGCUGUCUGGGUGUAGGACUUCUGGGUCAGGCCGCUCUAACAACAUGGCAAUUCUUCGAUAUUUCAGUUCAAACCUGGUCAUCAAAUCCGUUGGACACUGCUUGGGCUAGCAUUUCCACUGGCUCUCGGACCAGAGUUGCCGGUCGCUGUAUGAUGAGUGUUCAUGAUGCAGAGGUUCCCACCGCACCACGACAAGCUCAGUCACAACAGCAAUCUAUUUGGAAGUCUCACAGCGAGGCCCGAUGGGUCAUGUCUUAUAACUGGCUCGUUACGUGGAUCCUUUUAUUGAUUUUCAUCAUUGUGCAAGUGGUACUUAUUGAAAAGGACAAGUAUUUCAAAAACUCGGAAGAAAGGUGCAAUGGGUGUAACGUGUAUCUCGGCACCAACUGGAACCUACUUGGAGAUAGUGGUAGCGACCCAAUGAGUGCUGCUAUUAUUGUGGAAUACAGCCCGAGCCUCUAUGGAGGUCUUUGGAUUGUCUUUGCCAUUUUACAGGGUACUUUGACUCUAGCCCUCCACUGCGCGGACCUCAUCGUCGCCGUCAGCCGGGACGAAGAUACCUGGCGCCAGUGUUAUGCGCAAACUAUUAGGGGAAACCUGCGACCAAACGCGCUGAUUCGUGCCGCGACCAGCUGGCUUGCUGUUAUGCUGUUUCUUUUGAAGGUUGUCCUACAUUGGCUCUUCGGGAAUGCCAUUUCGUAUGCGUACAACUGGGGUGUUUUUCUGCGGCCUCCGCCACUCCUGUAUCUUAGCAUUGGUUCGUUUCUCCUGAGUGCUUUUGUGACUUACGUUUGUUUUCGGCGGCCUGGGGGUGAGCAACCCGCUACAUUUGGACAUAUCCAGACAUUGGUUAACCUGGUUGAUGUAUGGCAUCUUGAGCUGUUUUGGGGAGAUAAAGGGGCAGCAAGAGAUGGGCCCGAGGGAGUCAGACAUGCAGGAACUGCCUCUAGACCCCUAGAGGAAGUAAUACAAGGCCAAUUGUACGAAUAG
Molecule: messenger RNA, 1653 nt
Organism: Penicillium egyptiacum
Lineage: Eukaryota; Fungi; Ascomycota; Eurotiomycetes; Eurotiales; Aspergillaceae
Source: the annotation of a GenBank genome assembly